AUGGACAGGAACUACCCCGGAGCCGGGUUCGGGGACCCGCUCAGCGCCGGGCCCGGCUGGAGCUACGAGCGCUCGGCCAAGGCCAGCCUGGUGUACGGGGGCUCGCGGGGGUCGCACCCCGACCCCGACCUGCUGCACCGGCAGCCCUACGGAGCGCCCCACCCGCUGCAGGGCUAUGCGGCCAACCACCACCCGCCAGGUACCGCGCUCCGGCACCUUGUGUCACCUAUUGUCACCUUGUGUCACCUUGUGUCACCUUGUGUCACCUAUUAUCACUCCUUGUCAUCUUUUGUCACCUAUUGUCACCCCAUCACCUACGGUCACCUUCCAGCACCUUCUGUCACCUACUGUCACCUCAUCACCUAUUGUCAUUUAUUGUCACCUUUUGUCACCUUCUGUCACCCAUUGUCACCCCAUCGCCUAUUGUCCAUGCACACUCCAGCUCCGGCCGAACUCUUCAUCUCGGGAGCCCUUCCCGGCUCGGGCACCUUCCCGUCCUCGUCGGCGCUGGGCCCCUACCAGCACCCGGCGUCCUUCGGCGGCCGCAGCUUCCCGGUGGGUUCCCCGCUGAGCCUGCCCGAGGCCGCCUUCAGCCCCGGCUCCAACGGGCUGCUGUCGCCGCACGACCCGCUGCUGCACAUCAAACCCGCGCAGCCCGCCGUGCCCUCCUCGCUGGGCUUCGACCGCCUGGGCUCGGCCGUGCUGGGCUCGGCGCUGCCCGCCCAGACGCCUCCGUACCGCCCGGCUCCCGCUUCCUCGCAGUUCAACCUGCUGGCCGCCGCCGAGCAGCCGCCCCAGCUCUACAACGCGCCCGUUUUCGGCGGCGCCAACGCGGCGGGCGGCGGCGACCGCGCCAUAUCGCGGCAGGACAGCGUCAUCAAGCACUACCAGCGGCCCGGAGCGGCGCAACCGCAGCUGCCGCCGGCGCCGGGCUUGCAGCACUACCUGAGCUGCGGCGGCUCCUACCAGCAGGUGCCCGCGCACCGCGCCCCGCUGUCCUGCAGCCCGCUGGGCGAGCAGUCGCCCGCCAGCUCCGAGGGCUCGCAGCAGCCGCCCAAGGCCGCGCCCGCCGCGCCGCGCCCCGAGCCGGGCUACCGGCCCAUCAUCCAGUCGCCCGGCUACUCCGGCAGCGGCGCGGCGGGCAACGGCGGCGCGGCCGGCGGCAACGGCGGCAAGUCCAAGAGCUACUCGGCGUCGCGGCAGCCGCCGCGCUCCACCAACACGCCCAAGUGCCAGAGCAGCUACACGCCCAGCACGCCCAAGCCCAGCUCCGUCAUCGCCAGCCAGUCGCCCGCCUACUCGCCGGGCCAGCCGCCCCAGAGCCUGCUGGCCAUGGGGGGAGCCCCCGGCUACAGCGCGCCCGGCGCGCCCCAGAGCCUGGCGGGGGCGGCGCAGCCCGCGGGGGGCUUCAGCGGAGGGCAGGGGGGCGACCUGGGCGGCAAGGCCGGCGGCUACCAGGGCGGGGGGCAAGCCGGCGGCCAAGGGGGGCUGCAGCCCUGCGUCAGCGGCGCCGGCACCUACUCGCCCGAGCAGCUGCAGGCGCUGCCCUACGGCGUCCAGCCCGAGGGAGGGCAAGCGGGGGGCUACGGGCCCCCGGCCCCCUCGCAGGGCUUGCCCACCGCCAGCCCCUCGCUGACCUACAGCACCGGCCACUCGCCCGCCAUGCCCGGCCCGCCGCUGCCCUACGCCGGCCUGGGGGGCUCCAGCCCCUCGCCCAUCAUCCGCCCGCUGCAGUCGCCGCCGGCCGCCCGGCCGCAGAGCGGCGCGUCGCCGGGCCAGUCGCAGAAGUACCUGGGCUCGGUGCUGUCGCCGUCCUUCAUGGCCCCGCAGGGCUACGGCGCCGCUCCGGGCGGGGGGCUGGAGCGGCAGCCGCCCCCCGCCCCGCCGGGGGCGCCCCCGGCUUUCGGCAAGGGGGCGAAAGGCGAGGCGGAGCUGCUGGCGGCGGAGCGCAGCGAGGACGAGGAUUUCCUGAUCCAGCACCUGCUGCAGGCGCCCAGCCCGCCCCGAGAGGGGCUGGGGGGCUGCGAGGAGCGCCCCAAAACCCUGGGGGGCUACGGGGGAGCGCUGGGCAAGGAGGAGCGGUACCAGCUGCAGAGCGUCAUCCGGCCCAACUCCAACCUGGAGGCGCCGCUGGAGCUGGCGCUGCUCAAGGAGAAGAAGAAGCCGGAGAGAGGCAAGGAAUUCCGGGGGGCGAGCGGAGGAGGAGGGGGCGCCGAGGUGGCGGCCACCUCGGUGGUCCACUACGGCCACCAGCCGCCGCCCGCGCUGGACACGUACGAGCUGAAGAAGCCUCCGGAGCACCUCUCGGGCGGCAAGGAGCUGGGCCAGCCGCCGCCGCCGCACUCCUACCUGCCCAAAACCCCCGAGCACGGGCGGCUGGUGGGCGAGGGACCCCCGCUGGAGCCCCACAACCUCCUGCUGGACCCCUCCCCGGAGCUGGGGGGCUCGCUGCUGCCCUCGGUGCUGACCCACACGCAGAGCCAGCUGCACGGCCGGCCCAAGGGCAGAGCCCCGCUGGACCUGCUGCUGGAAGCCCACCUGCACCAGGUGCGCUCGCAAGGGCUGGACCCCCAGGCCCCGCCGCCGCUGGCCCCCGACUCCAUGGAGGUGUUGCCCCCUCCCCAGGAAAUCCAGGACUUCUUGGAGCCCCCCUUGGGCUUGGAACCGCACCUGGGGCAGAGCGCGGGGGUGCAGGGACCGCCCGGGCACCUGCUGGACCCCGAGGGGGGCGUCCCGGCCGUGCCCCCCGAAGCCAAGGACCAGUUUUCGGAAGGGGGGAGCCCCGCGGGGGGCAAGGGGCGCUUCGUGCCCCUCACCUCCAUCUGCUUCCCGGAUGCUCUGCUGCAGGACGAGGACCGCGGCUUCUUCCCCGGCAUGGAGGACAUGUUCGGACCCCCGCCCGAGGACUUCCCCAAGGCCAGCGAGGAGGAGGAGGAGGAAGGCAACGCCAACGCCGGCGGGCUGGAGGCGCGGCCCGAGGGGAUGAAAGCGCCGCCUCCGUACGAUAUGGGGCAGAGCUACCCCUCGUUCUGCCCGCAGGACGGGGGCGCCGCCGGGGACCCCCCCCAGCUGGGGCUGGAGCCCCCCAAACACGAGUUACCCUCCACGGUGAACGCGGAGCCGCUGGGCUUAAUCCAGAGCACCGGCGACGGGGGUCCCAAACCCCCUCCUCCUCCUCUCAGCACCCCUCUCUUCUGCUCCUCCAAACCCAAAAAGCUGCUGAAAACUUCGUCCUUCCACCUGCUGCGCAAGCGGGACCCCUUCCCUCCCCCCAAAAAAACCUACGCGCAGGAGUACGAGUUCGAGGACGACGAGGAUAAAGCCGACGUGCCCGCCGACAUCCGCCUCAACUCGCGGCGCCUCCCGGACCUGCUGCCCGACCUCAUCUCCAGCUGCCGCCGGCCCCCGCUCACCCCCAUGGGCGACAUCGACUUCUGCCCGCACCCCGGCGCCCACCCCGCGCCCAAGAAGCGCGGCCGCAAACCCACCAAGCCCAAGCGGGAAGGGCCCCCCCGGCCCCGGGGCCGGCCCAGGAUCCGGCCCCUGGAGCCGCCCGGGUUCCCCGAGGGAGCCAAGCGGCCGCGGGGCCGGGGCCGGGGCCGGGGCAAGAAGGGCGGCGAGGACGGAGAGGGGAUGGAGCCGCUGCGGCCGCUCAAGAUCAAGCUGGCCAUGCCCAUAGAUGGGUUAGCGUCUCCCAGUACAAACCAGUACAACCAGCAGCAGCAGCAGCAGCAGCGGCUGCGCGAGGCCGAGGAGAAGCAGCCCGAGAUGAAGUCGGGCUUCAUGGCCUCCUUCCUGGACUUCCUCAAAUCCGGCAAGCGGCAGCCGCCGCCCCCCGGGCCCGGCAAGCCCCCCAAAAGCGGCGCGGCGCCGCCCCCCGGCUUCGGCCCCGGCGUGCUGGGGGGGUCCCUGGAGGGCGGCGAGGCCGAGGGCGGGCUGGUGAUGGCGUGUCCCUCGCCCUGCAAGCGCCUGGACGAGGAGCUCAAGAGGAACCUGGAGACGCUGCCCUCCUUCUCCAGCGACGAGGAGGACUCGGUCAGCAAGAACCAGGACCUGCAGAAGAGCAUCAGCUCGGCCAUCUCGGCGCUGGACGAGCCCCCCGAGCGCAGGGAGCCCCCCGAGGCGCACGGUGACCCCCCCCGGGGGUCGCCGGAGCCGCCGGAGCCGCCGGAGCCGCCGGAGCCGCCGGAGCGGCCGCUGCACCUGGCGCAGAAGCAGGGCACGGCCGCCGUGUGCGGGGACACCAGCGACGAGGAGGAGAGCGGCGGAGAGGGAAUCUUCCGGGAGAGGGACGAGUUCGUGGUCAGGGUGGAGGAUAUCCCCGCCCUCAAGCUGGCGCUGCAGACGGGCCGGGAGCCGCCGCCCAUCUGGCGGGUGCAGAAGGCGCUGCUGCAGAAAUUCACCCCCGAGAUCAAGGACGGGCAGCGGCAGUUCUGCGCCACCAGCAACUACCUGGGGUAUUUUGGGGAUGCCAAGCACCGGUACCAGCGGCUCUACGUGAAGUUCCUGGAGAACGUCAACAAGAAGGAUUACGUGAGGGUCUGCUCCCGGAAACCCUGGCACCGCCCGCUGGCACUCAGGUACGGCUGGCACACCUGGGCACACCUGGUUUGGGGUCCCGGGUGUUUUUGGGGGUCCCUGAGCCGGGUGCCCCCGCAGGAGUUCAAGGUGGAGGUGGAGAAGUCCUUCCUGUACACGCUCUACCACUCCCUGCACCACUACAAGUACCACACCUUCCUGCGCUGCAAGGACGAGACCACGGCCAUCGAGGGCCGCGCCGAGGACCUGGGCCAGGAGGAGGUGGUGCAGCGCUGCAUGCGCAACCAGCCGUGGCUCGAGCGCCUCUUCGACUCCUUCAGCGACCUGCUGGCCCAGGCGCGCGCCAAGUGCGCCUGAGCCCCGAAAACGGGGCGAGCCCCCCGAAAGCGGGACCUCGGAAACGGGGUGGCACCCCCGCAGCCGGACCCCGACAGCGGGACCCCCACGAACGGCGUGACGGCCCAAACCGGGACCCUGAAAACGGGGUGGCAACCCCGGGAAUGGGACUCCAAAAAAUUGGGGUGACACCCCCGAAAUGGGGUGGCACCCCCGGGAAUGGGACCCCUGAAAUGGGGUGGCACCCCUGGGAAUGGGAGCCCCAAAACGGGGUGGCACCCCUGGCAACGGGACUCCAAAAAAUUGGGGUGACACCCCCGAAAUGGGGUGGCACCGCUGGGAAUGGGACCCCCGAAAUGGGGUGGCGCCCCGGGAAUGGGACCCCCGAAACGGGGUGGCACCCCUGGCAACGGGACUCCAAAAAAUUGGGGUGACACCCCCGAAAUGGGGUGGCACCCCCGGGAAUGGGACCCCCGAAAUGGGGUGGCGCCCCGGGAAUGGGACCCCCGAAAUGGGGUGGCACCCCUGCAACGGGACUCCAAAAAAUUGGGGUGACACCCCCGAAAUGGGGUGGCACCGCCGGGAAUGGGAGCCCCGAAAUGGGGUGGCACCCCCGGAAACCGGACCCCAAAACAGGACCCUAAAAACGGGGUGACACCCCCGGAAUGGGGACCCCUGCCUGGAAACGGGGUGAGACCCCCAGAACUGGACCCCAAACACGGCGCGACACCCCCAAACCGGGACCCCCGAAACGGGGUGACACUCCCAAAAGUGGGACCCCAAACACGAGGUGACACCCCCGGAAAUGGGACCCCCAGUACAGGACCCCAAACACAGGGUGAGACCCCCCAA
Molecule: messenger RNA, 5727 nt
Organism: Lonchura striata (white-rumped munia)
Lineage: Eukaryota; Metazoa; Chordata; Aves; Passeriformes; Estrildidae
Source: RefSeq, a predicted model, not a curated record